Messenger RNA from Lasiodiplodia theobromae, 1527 nucleotides. Its product is annotated as Peptidase A1. Gene Ontology annotation, biological process: proteolysis. Gene Ontology annotation, molecular function: aspartic-type endopeptidase activity. The record is from RefSeq and is a predicted model, not a curated record. The coding region runs from base 1 to 1527 and encodes 508 amino acids. Lineage: Eukaryota; Fungi; Ascomycota; Dothideomycetes; Botryosphaeriales; Botryosphaeriaceae. The transcript has a single exon.
AUGCAUUCAACCACCGCUCUCAUCGCAGCCCUGGCUGCUGUUUCCCUGCCUCAAUCUCAGGCAAAGCCCAUUGAGGCCCGCCAGCUCGGCGGUCUCGGUGCUGCUAUCGGCGGCACUGUCGACUCUGCUGCUGGCAGCGGCAAUACCGGCGGCACUGUUGGCAGCAUUCUCGACACUACUGUCAGCGGCACUACCGACUCGACCGUCGACACUCUCAACAACGCUGUCGGCGCGGUGCAGGGAUUCACUCUCCAGCAGGAGGAGUAUGGCAAGCGCCUCAAGAACGGUCCCAUCGCCCUUGGCAACUUGUACAAGAAGUUCGACGUCGACAUGCCCGAUGAUGUCUACGACGCUUUCGAUGUUGCAACUCAGUCGCAGCCUCCCAAUGAGCUGAACAAGAGAGCCGCCGCCGCCACCUCAUCCGUGAAGACGUCGACCUUGAGCUCCUCGGUGAAGCCCACCUCGAGCUCCAUCGCAACCACGUCCUCUAAAGUCUCGAGCACCACCGUCGCCAUUGCCACCAAGCCCAAGCCCACUGGAGGAUCUGCCACCGCUACCCCAGUCAACCAGUUCGACACUGCCUACAUGAUCGCCAUCAAGGUCGGCGGCAACACCGUCUACGUUGACCUCGACACCGGCUCUUCGGACCUCUGGGUCUUCUCCAACCAGCAGCCCAGCGCCCAAACGCAGAAGCACAACAUCUACUCUCCCUCUCCGAGCAAGCUCAUGCAGGGCUACUCCUGGAACGUCACCUACCUCGACGGCAGCACCGCCGCCGGCAACGUCUACAACGACACCGUCACCCUCGGCAACAUGAACUUCACCGGCCAGGCCGUCGAGGCCGCCCAGUACGCCUCCGACGCCUUCGUCGCUGCUUCCUACGACGGCAUGCUCGGCCUCGCCUUCGACUCGCUCAACACCGUCAAGCCCAAGCAGCAGCGCACCCUCUUCAACAGCAUCGCCAGCCAGCUCCCCAAGCCCCUUUUCACCUCCCUCCUCAAGCACAACGCUCCGGGCUCCUACGAUUUUGGCUAUGUGGAUACGACCAAGUACACGGGCGCCAUCACCUAUGCCAACGUCAGCACCGCCAACGGCUGGUGGCAGUUCACUUCGCAGGGCUACAGCGUUGGCAGCGGCGCCGCCGUCUCGCAGGCUGUUAGCGCCGUCGUCGACACCGGCACUACCCUCAUGGUCAUGCCCUCCAACAUUGUCAACGCCUACUACGCCAAGGUCGCUGGUGCCGGCUACUCUUCUGCCUACGGUGCCUGGGUCUACCCUUGCGCCUCGUCGAUGCCCAACUUCAACCUGAUUGUCAACGGCGCCGCCCAGACCAUCCCCGGCAACCUGAUGACCUACGGCCCCAUCGACUACAACGGCAACUGCUACGGCGGCCUCCAGGCCAACGACAACAUCGGCGUCGCCAUCCUUGGCACCAUCUUCAUCAAGAGCCAGUAUGUCAUCUACGACCAGAGCACCAACCCGCCCCGCGUCGGCUUCGCCAAGCAGGCCGGCCUCAGCUAUAACUAA